Neurospora tetraspora is the source of this 921-nucleotide messenger RNA. RefSeq lists its product as uncharacterized. The transcript has 3 exons. Lineage: Eukaryota; Fungi; Ascomycota; Sordariomycetes; Sordariales; Sordariaceae. Bases 14 to 442 code for a protein of 142 amino acids. The record is from RefSeq and is a predicted model, not a curated record.
AUGAGAGACAUUUAUGAAGAGACCUGCUCUUCCUCACGUUGUUAUACCAUUCUCGCCUACCCUCCGCGCUCUCGUCUGCCAUCAACGCAUAUUUCCGAACGCCCCCUGCUUGAUCCAAUCCUUUUCCAGUUUCGAGAGUUCUCGAGGGGUGACCACCGUAACUGAAUUACCGCCUUUUUUAUAUUUGAAAUUUCCUUUUGGAAAUGCGUUCCUUAAAACUGUCCAGAUGCUUUCGCCGUGCGUCUUUUGUGUCCCGGUUAUUCUUUGGCGUUUACCGUCAACUUCGUCAUCCCACUUGAACGAGUCGAAGCGUGUGUCAGACAUGCCGGACGAGAAUGUAAGGUAUAUAUGGAUGGUACAGAUCACUUCGAAAGGCUGGUGUCAAACGUCGAUAUUGAGACUGGAUGGGCUUCUAUGUCGUCUUUUCUUCAUUUUCGAGUGAGUACCUUGGGCUACCUAUAUAUACUAAAAGCAUUUCCUACCAUGAGUACAGCCCAUGAAGUGUAUCGUAGCGGUAAAGAUCAUCUUUUCUCAAAGCAUAUCAGAUACCAAUUCAGUCAUCCGCUGUCUGGCGCCCAAUGGGCGGCUAUGUUAGGGUGAUAUUUGUACCUCGGGCUGUUGGAUCUUGACAUUCGUAUUGUCAGCAACACCCAGAUGAAAAGGAUUAUGGGCGAACUUUCUUUGGCGUUUUGCCGAACCUUUGUAGGCCGCCAGAUCUGGGCUUUGCUGGACACGGGUACAUCGCUGGUUGCCGCUUCAGAGGGCGGCUGGAGAACGGGAGGAGACUCCGGGAUCAUGUCAUAUGUUAAAAAAAAGUAUUCUGCUUCGUGGAUAAUCGUUGUUUUUCCUUUUGUAGACGCGUGUCGUGAGUGAAAGGGAUAUCUUUCAUUAAGUCGCUCAAGUCAACAGAAGAGGUGCUGC